Oryza sativa Japonica Group (Japanese rice) is the source of this 1787-nucleotide messenger RNA. Its product is annotated as protein CDC73 homolog. Gene Ontology annotation, biological process: transcription elongation by RNA polymerase II; positive regulation of transcription elongation by RNA polymerase II. Gene Ontology annotation, molecular function: RNA polymerase II complex binding. Gene Ontology annotation, cellular component: Cdc73/Paf1 complex. The record is from RefSeq and is a predicted model, not a curated record. NCBI's taxonomy places the organism in Eukaryota, Viridiplantae, Streptophyta, Magnoliopsida, Poales, Poaceae.
CCUCCCACUUAUACAUCUCGACAAAGCAGCCAAGCUUGACCGGAGAAGAAAGCUGCGGCGGCGAGCCGAUCGAGACCAUGGGUGAGUCACCGUCGUUUGGUUCGGUUUGACUUGACCAGCUUGAGGCCCACAAGGCCCAUACAGCAAAUUGGGCCUAGAAACUUCAUGGGCCAAAGGCCCAACGAGGGUCAAAACCCAGAAGCGGCAGCUCGCUUUUUCCCCAACCCGGAGGAGGCCGAGGAACACACAGAUCCAGCCGCAGAAGCAAAACCCAGGAGCAGCCAUGGAUCCCCUCGCCGUGCUCCGGGACUACGCCGCCCGCGGCGACCUCGACAAGAUCAUCUUCUCCGGCGACGAGGUGCUCUUCGGGUCGGAGUACACCUUCCCGGCCAACGCCCCCACCGCCUUCACCAACAAGCAGUCGGGCCGCCCCUACCCGCUCUCCGCCGCCGUCUUCCUCGCGCAGCACAACGACCUCAAGCACACCGACUUCAUCCAGGCCGCCCGCCUCCGCCGCAUCCCCCCCGUCUCCCUCCCCGACCGUAAGACCUUCCUCGACUUCCUCCGCCAUGGCCACCACUCGCUCCCCACCGACCCAUUGCUCCCCUCCGCGCUCCCGUCCUUCGCGCCGGAGCCCCAGCCGGCGAUGCCCGAGGAGCCCGAGGGCGACAAGGCCUCCGGCGCCUACAUCCGCGCCCUCGAGCGGACGCUCAAGGACAGGAACGCGCUCCUCGACGCCCGCGGCCGCGACUUCCUCGCCGUGCUGCAGAACGCCACGCGCCGGGAGGAGGAGCGCCGGCGGAACAAGGACAGCGCCCCCUCCUCCGCCCGCCACGAGCCCUCCUCCGCCGCCGCCGCGGCCGCCAUGGCGAAGCCCAAGGUGGAGAGGUCCUUCGGGGACGGGUUCGUGCCCAUCAUCCUCGUGCCGAGCGCGUCGCAGACGCUGAUUACGAUCUACAACGUGAGGGAGUUCUUGGAGGACGGUGUGUUCGUGCCGAGCGACGAGAGGAUGCGCGCGAUGAAGGGGAGCGGGAAGCCCGAGUGCGUCAUGGUGCAGAAGAAGCUGAUUCGUGGGGAGAGGGCCGGUGCUGGUGGUGGCGCGACAACGUUCGAGGUGAGGGACAAGCCGGCUUCGCUUAAGGCAGACGAUUGGGCGCGGGUGGUGGCCGUGUUUGUGCUCGGCAAGGAGUGGCAGUUCAAAGACUGGCCAUUCAAAGAUCAUGUUGAGAUCUUCAAUAAGGUUAUUGGUUUCUAUGUGCGCUUUGAAGAUGAUAGUGUGGAGGCAGCCAAAGUGGUCAAACAGUGGAAUGUUAAAAUCAUAUCUAUAAGCAAGAAUAAAAGGCAUCAAGACAGAACAGCAGCCCUUGAGGUAUGGGAGCGGCUAGAGGAAUUUAUGCGGGCACACACAUAGUUGAAGUAUCAUGUACACCAGAACGGCAGGAUCAUAUAAGUUUCACGCUGAGCGAUAGAAGUGGAUGCUAUUCUGGGUGAAUUAUUGACAGGUGGAACAGCCAUCCUUGAUCUUUGUUUCUUUAGUGACCUUAGAUAUGUUCAAAUGCGAUGGCAGGCAGGAACCUCCUUGCCUACACCCAUGAGCAUGUGUAACCUGUGUACAAUCAGUCGCUGAGCUAUGGCGCAUGGGCAUGUUUAAUUGCAGAUUGCUGACAUGUGCCUUGUUGACGCACGCAUUUGUCGUGCACUUGUCAUAUUUUAAGCAAGUACAUGAACAUAGCAAAUGUAUGCUAAACAUAGUCCAGAGGUAUGAAAUGGACUAUUUAGAGUUUCAA